This is a messenger RNA of Fundulus heteroclitus (mummichog), 6004 nucleotides long. RefSeq lists its product as uncharacterized. The record is from RefSeq and is a predicted model, not a curated record. NCBI's taxonomy places the organism in Eukaryota, Metazoa, Chordata, Actinopteri, Cyprinodontiformes, Fundulidae. The transcript has 25 exons. The coding region runs from base 2071 to 5418 and encodes 1115 amino acids.
GGACUUACUUACAGACGAAGAAGAAUCGUUGCCAGGCCCCGUUCUUAGGCAUUGAAUCCGGAGCCGUCCAUGUAAACAGUGCAGGAGAAAACCCCAAAUAAAAGGAGAUCCAUUGCUACGACGGGGAGCCUCAGGAGUCUGCUGACACCAUGUCUCAUCCCCUCUUCAACGCUGACCUUUUGGGAAAACAGCGAUCCACCCAGAUUCAUAAUGGACCACCAGUGAAUGACCUUCCCAGUGGAUUUCCUAGUAUUGGACCAGGAUCUAGAUUGACUUCUUCUGGAUCUUCAUCUGCAACUCUUCCCAACUACAUGUCAGGUCAAAACACAGCCACAUCACAUAGCAAUCCAGGGACUUUAUCACACUCAAUCCUUCAGAGUGUCAAAAGCGUGGAACAUCAACCUGUGACGGCCAAUUUUACCAUCAAUCAAAGUAAUGCAUUUCCUUCCUCCUCUGCAAUACCAUCAGCAUCUCAAGACCACCCACAGGCCAUCGCUGCCAUUGACAGCACUUCCUUGGACUGGUUGCCCGUCUCCAAACCAGCUGCAAAGACUGAAGCACCAGAAAGUUCCUAUUCAUACUUUGUAACUGGUUUCAAUAAUAAUCAGAGGGUUUCUUCUGGUGAACAGGUGGACACUCGUGCCUUUGGUCAUCAUGACAAUCUAGCUCCAGAUAAAUCUGUUUUGUCUGAGUCCGCUCAGCCAAAGCACCGUACAGAAUCAGCAGCUGAGAUUCUUCAGAGGUUUGGCCUCGAUGUAAACGACUUGAAAGAACUUCAGUCUUAUGAUUUGGGUCAUAUUACUCCUGAAAAUCUGCCUCAUAUUUUGCAGCAGAUUUUUGUUCAGAAGCAGAAAAGAGCUGCUGGAAAGUCUUCUGAAGCGCACCCUCAACUACGAGGGAUUCUGAAGCCUAGUAAAGUGUCUGACUGUGGGCAUUCUGAGAUGGAAAGGACCAGUAGUGAAAACAGUGGUCAGGUUAUAGACAGCGUACCACUGGAUGAGCAAAGGGCGAGUGCUUUGCACUCAAAACAGACAUCUUCAAAUAAACCAGAUAGUGGCCCGUCUGAACCAUCGGCAGCAGAGUCCAGGGAGCAGGCCACGAAACGUCUCGGACCUAAUGUCCUCCAAGCUUGUCCUUUAAAGAAGCCAAGGUUGAGUCCCCUACCAGUUUCAGAAACCCAAACAUCCUCCUCCAAGGUGUUUGAUAUUCUUUACAGUCGUGUAAAUGUUGACAGCUCAGGUUUGAAGCAUCAAGGUUCUUCUAAAGCUUCAUCCAGCAAACUGCCUGAGUUCAAGGAGUCUAGUGCCAAAGGUUUGCCAACGCUCGGCAUGACUGAAGACUACAAUGGCACCCAACCGAGAACAAUGCCCCACCAGUGCUCUCUCUGUUUCAGGAUAAUUGCUGACGAAAAGAAUUGGCUCAUCCACCGGUGUAGCGAGCUCCACCGUGAGAACUGCAGACUCUUAAAGAAAAGAUAUCCUGAGUGGUUUGGUGAGACGCAGCCGUCCCACAGCAAAAAUGCAACGGGAUCCUCUGCAACUUCUGACAGUUCGCAGCGUCGUCGUGAAGAAAGUAACCCUGAAAGCAGCUCCUGUUUAAGCGGUGCCAGCCGCAGCCAGGGCUCGGAGGCUCUAAGGGACGAGUCCAGCUGCAACGACCCACACCGGCACCACAGCAGGGGGUCACGUUCCAACUCACACAGCCCUGGGUCUAAUCCAGGGUCUGAGGAAAAUAGGCCAAGAAGCUGGUCCCCUUCCAGCUACAGCCCAGAGUGCACAUCUGAAGACGAAGGACGAUCCAGAUCACCUCACAGCAUAGGUAAAGCUGACCCAUCUGUGGGGAGAAGAGGUGGUUAUGAAAGUCCAGAGACUUCUGUUAGUCCUGUGGAGACCCAUCAAGCUAAAUAUACUCCAGAAUCCGCUGUUGAGAUCCUUCAGAAGCUUGGACUUGACAAAGAGGACCUAAAAGAGCUCGAGUCUUAUCCCUGAGGAUCAGAUCACUGUCGAAAAUCUGCAUCUGAUUUUGAGUCAGAUCGCCCUCCGGAAGAAGAGGAGAGCCACGGCUGCCGGGAUGAGUUUGGAUCAAAGGCCUCAAAGUCCUGACUGUGGCCCUGCUGCUAAAUGUACUGGUGCUGGAGACAAGCUAAAGGAGAGCUGUGCAGGCAACAGUGAGGCAGGCGGAGCUAAAUUACCGCUGGAUAAUCCAAGUCUCAGUUGUUGCAAAAAGAAACCGUUAAAAAAAUGUGUGAAAGGCGUCAAAACUACCGGUUUGGACUCAAAGAGUCGCCCCCUAAAGAAAAAAAUGAAACAGAAAGACGGACAGCCUCUCAAGGCUCCAGCAUCCAAACGCGUUCCUUUGAAAAAACCUCAGUCGGCAUCAAAAAUGGAACAAGGGAGUCCUCCCGGCGCUUUGGACCCGGACAAUACAAUGAAAAAAGUUGGAGCAAAAGCAACGGCGCCUGCUGGUCAGAAGUCAAAGCUGCAGGCGAAGCAAAAACUCAUCAGGCAGAAGUUGAAGCAGAAGAAUCGACUGAAGUGUGACGGUGAAGCAGAAUCCAAGAAAGCUUUCCUGUACAAUGCUGCUUCUGCAAAACUAGCUCCAACCAAACCGCCCGUCGUCAAGGCUUCAGUGUCCAGUCGUAUGCCAACCCAAGCCAAUGUUAAAGACUACGUAGGAAUCACGCCGACAACCUUCCCACAUACCUGCUCCAUCUGUAACAAGAAAUGUUGGGACAUGCAGGCCUGGCUGUCCCACCAGAAUAGCAGCUUUCACCUGGAGAGCUGCGGGAUCCUCCGGACACAAUAUCCCCAAUGGGAUGGGGAAGUUCUACCACUACUCAGCAGUCGUUCCCCAUCAAGUAGCCCCUACCUGGAUUAUGGCUCAGACAGUCAAAUGAGCAGGUCUGGAAGCAGGUCCCGUUCUCCAUCAUACAGCCCGCCUCCGGGUCGUUUCUUCAAUAGAGAAAGGUCAAGGUCCAGAAGCAGAUCAUGGUCCAACUCCUACCACCAUAGUGGGCCCAAAGGCAGAAGAGAAGGGAGCAUCAGUCGAUCCAGAUCACCUUACCACUAUGGACACUAUCAAAGGUUUCAAUCUCAAUAUUGCUCUUCCCGGUACAUGUGCCCAUCUUCCCCUCACAGUCACUUACGUUCAAGGAGCCGUGAGAGACUGUUUUCAUCAAGGAACAUAGACGAGAAACCCAUUUCACCGAAGAGAAGCCAGGAGAGACUGUAUUUGUCCAGGAACAUUGAUGAGAAACCAUUGUCAUCGAAGAGGAGCCAAGAAAGAUGCUCUUCAUCCAGAAACAUAGACGAGAAACCACUGUCACCAAAGAGGAGCCAAGAGAGAGUGUCCUCAUCCAGCAAGAUAGAUAAUGCAGUCUUUAUUGAUCUCACAGUCGAGAAACCUUUCUCACCGAAGAGAAGCCAAGAGAGAUUGUCCUCAUCCAGCAAGAUAGACGAGAAACCUUUGUCACCGAAGACGAGUCAAGAGAGAGUGUCCUCAUCCAGCAAGAUAGAUAAAACAGUCUUUAUUGAUCUCACAGUUGAGAAACCUUUCUCACCGAAGAGAAGCCAAGAGAGAGUGUCUUCAUCCAGGAAAAUAGAUGAGAAGUUGUCCUCACCGAAGAGGAGCCAAGAAAGAUUGUCCUCAUCCAGGAAGACGGAUGAGAAACCGUUGUCCUCAUCCAGGAAAAUAGACAAAAAAACAUUAUCACAGAGGAGGAGCCGAGAGAGACAGACAUUGACAGAACAGGGCGACGAGAGACGGCCGUCCAAAGAAAGUUCGAUUCAUCGUAGUGAGAAGACGGGCAGUGCAGCGAGAAAUAUAAGAAAACCAACAGAAUCAUCUGGUAAAAUAGGCGAAUCAUCAGGUUCUGUGAUCACAUCUGGCAAAGGUGAACCAAAAGCUAAAGAACUGAGCAAAAGGCAGCCGCCACAGGUUUUGUCAGAUGAUUGGACUCCAGGGGAGAUGAUAGGAAGACUUUUUUCUUUCAAGAAUCUAGCGACUGUGGCUCGGAAAAAUUUAAUGUCACACCCAGAUGUUUCAAAGUGGAAACAUCUGCUGCUAAUAUCCAACCUUCCUGAGUAUUUUGAUGGCUGUUACACAGAGGAUGAGAUCGUCAAGAUUCUCCCGUCUUUUGGAUUCGAGAACCCCUGUGACAUUUUUGUAAUUCCUCACAAACAAGCGGUUGUUGCUUUCAAACAAUAUACGAAAACACUGAAGGAAACGCUGGAGAAAAAGCUUGCAUCUUGUGAUGACAUCUUUCUCAAAGGGUCUAAACUACAAUUUCAGACUUGCAUAUUGCCAACAGAUGAUUCACCGCUUGGGUUCUACAAAAUACUGAUGAGGCUCCUGUCUUUCAAGGGGAAUAAUUGGGGAGAAAAAUUAACCUACAUCCAGAAUAUCUCACCAAGUGAGGCCCGCAACCUCAGGAAGGCUCUGAGAAAGAUUGGGGGUGUAAGGAACUACCUGCCUCUACUCAACAAGGUUUAUGUUGAAUUUGAGUCGAAUCACGAUGCGGAUCGGCUCGGAGUUUGGUACAGCUUCCUGAAACGAGGCUGUGAGCACAAUGUACGAAGGUUAAAUGUAGAAACGUCCUACAAAGUAUCUACUGCUCCUAGUCUGCCUGAACAGGCCCUGCCUGACCCCCGUGAUGCUGUCGCUGAUGCAAGGAUCCCAAAAGCCAACGGUGGCAUUCCAGUUGGUACUGUCCCACCAUUUUGGAUCACCAUGCCAAAUCCACCGUACAUUUUUCCCACUUACGCACCGUGGUUUGACAUCCCUGAUUUCCUGACGGUGAUGGGAGUUGACGACAUAGAGAAAGCUCGCCCUCAGGCCUCCAAAUUCUCUACCAUCAUGCUGACUGGUUUCUGUGAUAAGAGUUGGCAACCAGGCGAAGUCCAUAAGUUUAUGACAGAAUACAGCCUUCAUCGCUUCAACGUGAUUUUCCUGCCACUGCAGAGAAGGGCCUUUGUGUAUUUCAAAAGCUGGGAUUCGUGCUGCUCCUUCAUCCAGAAUCACCUCAAAAGGGUUUUUUCUGAAGGAUGCUCCUCUUUCUGCGUCCACUUUGUGUUAGAGGACGUCCGUCCAGGAGCCGCUGAGGACAAGUUGUACACGACUGUGAUGAGACUAAGCAACGCUCACAUUUCCAAGCCCGAGUCCCUCACUGAGCGACUCAUCUGUGUGGGUGUCUCCGAAGUCUGGUUGUCUUUCAUCACAUGCCUUCUGGAAGUGGUUCAAUGCAUCGCUCCUUUUGUCAACUUCCUGGUGCUUUCUGAUCGAGUCUACAUAGAAAUGAGGGAAUCCAGCGGUGUAGCUCAGGUGUUGGAAUCUCACUCAAGGCAGAGUCUGUCUAAGAGGCGUGGUUGCUGGAGGAUUCUAAAAAUCCGUCCCAUGAACAACAAAUUGAGUUCGUCGUAGCUCUGAAACCUCCUGGACCUUGUGGACGAAGCUUGUGAAGAGCGGCAGAGAGAACCUGGUGCUUCUGUCACUGAGCCGGAGGACUUCAGGAGAGCAGAUUUAGUUCAUUAUCUGACUGAGAGAAAAGAGUUACCUUCAACUUCCUGAGUUGUCUCCUGGCAAGUUACCUGAGGCUGAUAGAGAGGAAGAGGAAAUGGACAAAGAGCUGAUUGAUUCAGUUAAGAAUCGGCCAAACAGAAAACAGCUAAAAAAUAUGAGACAUGAGGACGAGGAAGCCUUGAAGAAAGAGGGGAUAAGAUGACCAUGGGCAGCUUUGAUAAAGACGAUGCUCCGGCUGAAACAAAAACUCCCAGCCACAUGUAGAGCUACAGCAGAGGAGGUGCCUUAACAGGAGCUGGCGGCUCCAAAUCUGGUGAAACUGUUGCAGAAGAUGUCGACACCGUGAUACAUUACUCAAAGUUCCUAAUCUGUUGUUACGUUAUAGCCACAGACUUUAAAUGUUUUAUUAAGAUUCUAUGUGAUGGAGCAACAAAAGGCAGAGUUUAAUUGGAAAACUAACAAUAAAGUCUGUCUGAAAAGUCAAAAA